UCUGUCUCGUUAGCAUGAUGCAGGGUCUACAAAGAUUUCUGCUCUUUCAUGUUUUGACAUAUUUGGGAAGAAAUGUACAUGGAAGUGUAAUCAUACAUGGUGAAAAGGCCCCAGAAGGCUCCAUGCCGUACAUGGCCUCGGUGCAGAACAUCCACAGUCAUGUUUGUGGAGGAUUCCUCAUCAGUGAAGACUUUGUUCUCACUGCUGCACACUGCAAGGACGGUUCACCUAGAAGUGUUGUUAUUGGUACCAAUAAUCUCAGAAAUAAUGGACAAAGAAUUCUGAUUGAGAAACAAUGCAAACACCCUCAAUAUGAUGGCGCUGCCAGUGGUAAUGACCUCAUGCUCCUGAAACUGUCUAACAAAGCUCGGCUGAGCAAUGGAGUGGACAUUAUCAAAAUUCCACAACAUGACAUGAAUUCAAAUGUGCGUCAAACGUGCCAAGUGGCUGGAUGGGGUUAUACACGUAGUGGUGCUGAUCCCAGCCCUGACCUGAUGGUAGCGGACGUAUCUAUCAUUGACCCACAAGUCUGUGCUCAAAUAUGGGGUCGCUGGAUUACACUUCCUGCAAAUACUAUCUGUGCAGGUGGAUAUGGCACGAACAAAGGGUUCUGUCAGGGGGAUUCUGGUGGUCCUCUGGUGUGCAACGGGAUUGCAGUCGGCAUCGUGUCUUUCAACAAGAGGAGUAACUGUCAAUACCCAGAUGUACCCAAUGUCUACACAGACAUAUCAAAAUUCCGUGACUGGAUCCAGAACGCGAUCAAGACAAAGGAUUGUCAAGAGUAACAGUCAUGCACAAAGUUUGGCUUCUGCACUGCCUGUACUAGAGAGAGUAGUCAAGUCUUAACCUUUCUAUCUAUGCUUGCUCUGCAGCUGAAAUGCAAAAUAAAAUAUCAUUCC
Molecule: messenger RNA, 899 nt
Organism: Sphaeramia orbicularis (orbiculate cardinalfish)
Lineage: Eukaryota; Metazoa; Chordata; Actinopteri; Kurtiformes; Apogonidae
Product: mast cell protease 1A-like
Exons: 5
Coding region: 15-785 (256 amino acids)
Biological process (GO): proteolysis
Molecular function (GO): serine-type endopeptidase activity
Source: RefSeq, a predicted model, not a curated record